AUGUUCUUUAGAAUUUCUUCUCUGACUAUUUCACCAAGUCAAAUUGUAAUUGAUGGUGUAAAUUACACUAGAUCAAAUAAUAACGAAAAUUUUGUUAUUAGAGAAUUAUCUAAAGGUAUAGCAUUUGAAUCUGAAUUAACGAAUUUGAAAUUAGAUGUACGUGCAAAACAUUUUAAUCAAAUUGUUAAUUUAGAUGCUGUUGAACAUUUAUAUAAAAAAAGAUCUGAAAAACUGAAUAUUUCAAAGAAAAGAAGAUUGAAUGAUGAUAUUUUAAUUGAUUAUGCACAAAAACAUAUUGUAAAAAAGCGUAAGGUUCAAAAUAUUAGUGAAAAUGAUUAUUAUCAUCUGGAAACUAAUCUAUUCAAUGCAAUUAAGUACCAGCAAAUCAACUUACCUGAUUUAGCAUGUGUGGCAUUAAGUUUCAUUUUGAAAGCAUCAUAUACAUCUUCUAUUCAUAAUUUUGUGUCACUUUUCCAGAUUGGAAAUUCAAAAACAAGUGACGUGGGUUAUAACUACCUUGAUAUAAAUAAUGCUACAUAUUUAGUUGGUUGGGAAUUAAAUAAUUGUCCAAAUGGUAAGGUGAAAGCUGCAGUUGAUAGAAUUAUGGAACAAUCUAGAGUAGAAGUUGAAGAACUAAAAAUGAUUUGUUUUAAAGUUGAACAUGAUGGAUGGUACGCAAAUGUAAAAAUGGUGUUAUGGGAAAAUGACCAACCAUCAAUCGAUGGUCCAAAAGUAAAUGAAAUAAUUGAUUUAACUAAAUAA
Messenger RNA from Insectozyma verbasci, 762 nucleotides. NCBI's taxonomy places the organism in Eukaryota, Fungi, Ascomycota, Pichiomycetes, Serinales, Debaryomycetaceae. The record is from the annotation of a GenBank genome assembly.